Pyricularia grisea is the source of this 2658-nucleotide messenger RNA. RefSeq lists its product as uncharacterized. NCBI's taxonomy places the organism in Eukaryota, Fungi, Ascomycota, Sordariomycetes, Magnaporthales, Pyriculariaceae. The record is from RefSeq and is a predicted model, not a curated record. The transcript has 5 exons. Gene Ontology annotation, biological process: protein phosphorylation. Gene Ontology annotation, molecular function: protein kinase activity; ATP binding. The coding region runs from base 53 to 1042 and encodes 329 amino acids.
UUGCAACUUUCAGCUCAAUUCCUGGGAAGACGAUCAAUUCUCAACAUCGACAAUGUCGUCACUUGUCAAUAUCGGACAAGUGCUUAAAGCAAGAAAAUCGACUUAUACCAUCGUCAAAGAGCUUCACAGGGCCCUAGAUGAAGCCGCUGUACAUUUGGCCAACAUCCGGAAUCACUGGCGUUUACAAAACGAGGCCGAUAUUCUUAAACGCUACCAGUCAAAGACUACGUUCCUUCGUCCCCUUAUCGACGAGAUACAGGAGCCAGGCGAUCCGCCUUCCAUCGUCCUGAAGCAUUUGGACGGCGAGCUUCUCACUGAGUCGAAAAAGAAGCGACUAACACGGCCGGAAAUCAAGCAUGUCGCCAAGUGCAUGCUUGAGGCACUACGUGUUCUCCAUAAGGAUGGCAUGGUUCACACAGAUGUGAAACUUGACAAUGUGUUCGUCAAUCACGGUCAAGGCGAUCAACGCUUUUCAGAUAUCCAACUUGGUGAUUGUGGGGGUGCCGUCUCUCAAGAUUCGAAAUUCGCCAGAGAGGGUCACCUUAUCGGCGCUGCUUUCACGCGCAGCCCUGAAGCAAUGUUGCAACUUCAUUGGGGCACACCAACAGAUAUAUGGUCAUUUGGUAAUGCGAUUCUCAGUCUUGUUCACGGUGGAGGUUACCACCAUUUCGAUCCUGGCUGGGAAGGAGUGAAACAGAGUGAUGAUGAGUACGAGUAUACGGUUCUGAAGCGAAUGUACAACUCCUUCGGCCCAUUUCCGCCGAAGAUAGUCGACAUCAUUGAUGAAGACACGUUCAAAAUUAUCUACUUCAUCACCACCCAGGGGCCUCCUCAAAAGCCACUGGAUCGAUGGUCGGUCAAUGAGAUUCCUGUCGCCGAUAGAAAUUUUUUGAAGCGAAUCUUAAAGCUGGAUCCCCGGGACAGGCCGACAGCAGAGGAGAUCCUGCGAGAUGAAUGGUUCACGGAGCAGUCGGAAGACACCCGGAGUCCGGAGAGAACGAAGCCCGCGCCAUCUGCAGAGGCAAAGCUGUCAGAGGGAUAGACAAGUAGCGGGCCACCUUCUUCAACUGUCGAACAGCCUGGUUAAUGUUUGGUUAUGUACUGCACGAGCGAGUUCGUUUCUUGUUAGGCAACCUGAACCACCGAACAGGUCAAACCCAACUCGGCUGCCCAAGCUUUGCAAUAUUGACCCAGGGCUGCGGCCAGCUGCAAUUUUCUCCAGUAUGUAAUGAUAUAUAUUUCACUGGGUGGCCGUAUAUACUCAAAUGCGUAAGCCAAAUACAUAGAAUACUUAUACCUGACACCUCGGAGGCUUUCUUUUUUGCUUCUUGUUGCCUGCAACCCGCUACCCCAAGUCGACUGAUAAUUGCCGCUAAUGGUCCAGCUUGAGCGAAAAGUCUACAUGAGGAACACCCUGAUGUAUGGAGCUCGUAGAUAUGAUGUCGAUAUCAUUGCACACAUAUGGCUCCACAUUGUUGAUGGUCAAACCACCCGAAAUCUCCAACAGGAAAUGCCUCUUGCCCGCCCAGCGCUGCUUGAUGCUAGCCGCCGAGGUCUUGACCUGACCGGGCGUGAAAUUAUCCAGCAUGACCACAUCAGCGCCAGCGUCGAUAGCCUCGUCGGCCUCGGCCUCGCUCUGCACCUCGACCUCGACCUUGACGCUGAAGCCCGCGGCGGCCUUGGCGACGCCCACAGCGUCCUUGAUGCUCCCACGCGACCACACGUGGUUGUCCUUGAGCAUAACCAUACUGCUCAGGUCCAUGCGGUGGGCGUCGGCCCCGCCAACCAACAUGCCGUACUUUUCCACCAACCGGAAACCCGGUGUGGUCUUGCGGGUGCCGGCGACCCUGCCCUGGAAGCCGGCCUCGCGCAUUGCCGAGACGAGCUUGUGGGACGCCGUCGCGACGCCAGAGCACCGCGCGAGGAUGUUGAGCGCCACGCGCUCGCCGAGCAGGAUCCCGCGGACCGGGCCCGUAACGACCGCGACCUUGACCUUGCCGCCGGAUCCGUCGGAGGACCAAGGAUCCAGGUUCGAGCCCUCGGGGAAGCCCCACUCGACGGUGCAGCCGCAUUGGGUAAAGACCUCGUCAAAAAACGGCCGUCCGGCCAGGACGCCGGGGCUCUUGCACAGCAGGGUGGCGGUGCGCUGCUUGUCGCCCACGACGAAGCCGCCGUAGUCGAACGACGGCGUGUCCUCGGCCAGCCAGGCUGUGAUCUGAGGCUUCCAUGAUGGAGGGAGCAGGUGCGCCGGGUCACCUUUGAGGGUGAGCUGGUCGGUGGCUGCCAUGGUGGGUUGCUGUGGGUGUGAUGGAGAGUUUAAUAAGGGACUUAAAAUAGGAAAUCGAACAAGAGUAACAACUUUGAUGUACACGGAAAUAUAAAUUUCUAAAAAAAAAAGUGGCUUCUGGUCGGGAUGGGUUUGAAUGUGUUCCAGAUAGAACUUAGCGUGAUUGGUUCUGCAGGUCAAUGUAUGCAAGAUGGUGUCUCAUGGUACAUGGACGAGGUUAACUCUGGUGUUGGAAAGGAACGAAAUCAUCCAAUGAUGUAAGAGUCAAUAAUGAGGGGCUACUCCGUCGUUAACCGUAACGUCUGUCAAUGGAAAUCAGACAGACGUGGGGCAAAAGUGUAAAUUCGAGCACCCUAACCCUUCCCAAGUUG